AUGUAUUUCAAACAAGGAUUAAGAAUUCUUGGUUUCACAUCAUUUAUAUUUCUACAGUAUUUAAAUUUUGUUUCAUCAACCAAUCAAAACUGUCCACUAUACUGGUCAGCAUAUGCAAAUGUAUGUUAUCGAUUUCGUUGGGUGAAUCUCAAAAGCUGGAAUGAAGCGAAGGCGUGGUGUGCGUCACAGGGUGGGGAUCUUCUCAAACUUGAAAACAAUGCAGAAAAAACGUAUAUAACAAAUGCCAUUAAAAACAUAGUGCAACACCAACAUUUAAGGAAUACCAAAUGGUGGACGGGUAUGAACAACAAAAACCCACAAUCCCAGGCCUGGGUGUGGGGCGACAAGUCACCAGUGGCUCAAGUCAUUACCUCGGCGGCACAUCUUCACCAAUCCACAACAGACCACUGUGUCUACAUCAGUGGUACAGCGGGAAUGGUCAACACUCAAUGCUGGCAGAAAUAUGCUUACAUCUGCGAGAGAGCAAGAGGCACUCCACUGACUUGUGACUCUACCCGUGGAUGGCAGCAAUUCAAUAACUUCUGUUAUCAGGUCCACCCCACUGAUGUACAAACAUGGAGCGGUGCUGUAAACGUGUGCUCCAGAAAUGGCGGAGAUUUAGUAGAGAUCGACAAUGACCAGGAUCAAAUCGCCAUUCAUGAUUUCGCCCGAAACACCAAGCGCCCUCUGUGGACGGCACUACACAGCGUUCAGAUGGGUAACACGAACAACUGGCAAUGGUUGAAUGGGACUGUUAUGACCUCAAAUCGAGCACUCCAGUACUGGGCUAAUGGCCAACCUCCCGUACUUAGGACCAAUAUGCUGAAUCGCACUUGCGUUUGGAUGAAUAACGGACAACAAGACUAUCGCAAAUCUUGGUCUACGGACAACUGUAACGUGAGAAAAGGAUUCGUCUGCAAGAGACCAGAGGGUGUGUGCAUGCCGGGUUGGGUGCCCCACCAGAAACUGUGUUUCUUAUUCAACAUUCGGUUUAAGUACAACUGGUAUCAGGCCAACACUUUCUGUAGAAGUUCUGGAGGAAACCUUGUCUCCAUUUAUGGGACAACGUUUACUAACUUCAUAAACUCCUAUCUUGAUGAACUACAGUCAGCUGGCAUAGACUCGUUUUGGAUUGGACUUACUGACAACAAUAAGACGGGCGGGCCCUGGAUGUGGACAAAUGGUGGUAAUAUUCAGCACUAUCAACACUGGCCUGGGAACCAUGCUGCCCGAAACACUCCCAACAGACAGGACUGUGGCUAUAUCUACACUGGUGACAGGAGCGGAUCCUGGAGAACUACCAACAACUGUGUUACUCAAAAGGCGUUUGUGUGUCAAAUCCCUAUGGGUAAACGUGUCAACCCAGUAACCACGCCCAGACCCCAGUUUAAAUGUACUGGUCACUGGUUGCUUUACAAUGGAAACUGUUACCAGUUUAAUGAUACCAGGUUAUCAUGGCUUAAUGCCCGCCAAGCGUGCCAGAAUGCAGGGGCGGAUCUAGUUACCAUUAACUCAGCUGCCGUCCAGUCUUACAUUCUCAGACAAUCCCAUGGAAAAGAGUAUUGGAUAGGACUUAAUGACAGGACUCAGGAAGGCCGUUGGCAAUGGCUGGAUGCAACCACCGGUAGCAAGUAUUAUAACUGGAAUUCUCAUGAACCAAACAAUCUGGGAACAGAGAACUGUGUGGAGAUGAAUUUUAUGAACCGUCAGGGAAAAUGGAACGAUCGCCAGUGCUCCACGCUUGUCCGUUUCAUCUGCCAGAAAACAGCAAGUAACGCCCAGCUCCCCGUCAGCGUCUCGACUACUGCAGCCAUGCCUAUAAGUGUCCGCUGCGGUUUGAACUGGGAGGAGGAUCCAAAUUCUAACAAUUGUUACCAGUUUUUUGAUAAACAGUUGGACUGGAUGGAUGCUCGAGAAGUAUGUAGAAAUAAUGGGGGAGAUCUGGCCAGUAUUGAAUCCCGUGUUGAGCAGGCUUAUAUUGCGGGAAAGAUCAACAAUAUGAAUUCUAUAGCCUUGUGGAUUGGGAUUAACGACAGAGCGACGGAGAACAAAUUUAUAUGGGUUGACGGUUCACCCGUAGCUUACCUCCACUGGGCAAAUGGUGAGCCUAACAACUACAGAAAUAGGAACGAGGAUUGUGGCAACAUUUAUACUUCCACUUCCUACUGGAACGACAGUCCAUGUUCCGGCAGGAACGGCUUCAUCUGUAAAAAGCAAUCCAGCCAGCGGACUACCACUACCCCUCCCCCUCCUGUGGUCACCAAAAACGGGUAUGUCAUGGGAUGCCAAGAUGGUUACAAGCCUUUCCAAGGAAACUGUUAUCACCUGUGGCAAAUUCGACAGAACUGGGCCGCUGCAAAAAGUUUUUGCCAUCGUCAAGGGUCAUUUCUAGCCACUAUAAACAGUAGGGAAGAGCAAAACUUCGUCAUGACCAUGAUUCCAAAGCGCGGAUAUGGUUACUGGAUCGGACUAAACGACCUUGCGAACCAGAUGACUUUCUUUUGGUCUGAUGGGAGUCCUGUACUGUACACAAACUGGGCGGUUCGCGAACCUAAUAAUUAUGGCCAUAAAAAUGAAGACUGCGUUCUCAUGCUUAGUACGAAUGGACAAUGGAACGAUGCCAUAUGUCAAAAUCCAGCUGAUGGCUUUAUUUGUAAAAAACCAAUGACCUUGAUGUCUGCCACGCCCAAACCCGAAUCAGUGGGCUGUACCUGGCCAGCUUACGGGUAUGGAAGCUACUGUUACCGAUUCGUCUACCAAACCAAAACUUGGCAGGAUGCUCAGAAAGUCUGUGUCAAUGCAUUCCAAGGGACACUAGCCGCUAUAAAUGACAGAUUCACAGAAGCCUUCCUAUCUGCUUACAUGUCCUAUCAGACAGAUUACUUCUGGAUCGGAUUGUCGGACACCCAGACCCAGGGAACUUAUAAGUGGAUCAGCGGAGUACCAGUCACCUACUCAAACUGGGUCGCUACCCAUACUGGAAAUGAAAUUGCGUCUUGCGUGGCUUUAACAAGCCGUCAUCCAAAAGGACUUUGGCAGAAUUUGAAUUGCACAGACCAGCACCACUUUAUUUGCCAGCUACCUCGACAAGGCUACACCACCCCCGCCCUCACACAACCUCCAGCCAAUCUACCCUGCCCCGGGGGUUACAGCAGCUACCAGUCGUACUGUUACCAGGCGGUAGGACUGACGGACAAUACCCAGUGGAUGUCGUUUAACCAGGCCAGGGAUUAUUGUAGAGGUUACGGAGGAGACUUGGCCAGUGUUCACAGUGCUGGGGAAAACAGUUUUAUUCAGACUCUUACACAAUCGGGAUCCGUCAACAGCUGGAUCGGACUGAAUGACAGAGACAUCGAAAGCGGACACAAGUGGACAGACGGAAGUGCCACAGACUACACCCAGUGGAAUCGAGGAGAACCGAAUAACUUCGCCGAUACGGAAGAUUGCGUAGAACUGACUCGUGGCAGCGGAGGUUGGAAUGACGUCAACUGCUUCUUCAGUAAGCCGUUAGUGUGUAAGGUCGCUAAAGGGGUGCAACUCUCAACAACAGCAGCUCUUCCUACAGCCUCAUCAUCUGGAGCCUGUGGGACAGGAUGGGUCCUCUAUAAUCAGUUCUGUUAUUACACUGGUAAUGGCUCCACGCUCUUGACUUGGUUUGAUGCUAGAUCCACUUGUAAUCAAAUGGGGGCAGAAUUGGCAAGCAUUCACAGUCAAGAUGAAGACAACAUGCUAGUUGGACAGUAUACCAGGACCAAACGAACGGUGGACUACUGGAUUGGACUCAAUGACAUCGAGUAUAACAGCAAAUAUGUGUGGACAGACGGUAGCCUUUUGGACUUUGUCAGCUGGAGUCCUCAUGAACCCAAUGAUUAUGGCGGAGGGGAAAACUGUGUCACGAUGCCCUACUGGACAGGCGGAAAAUGGAACGAUGACAACUGUAACAUGAAGAAAAACUUUAUAUGUAAGAGACCAGUGACCGGAAGUACCAAACCAAUCAACCCAGGAACCACUGCGGUCAUCGCCGCCGGAUGUCCAAAUUCCAACUUCAAACCCGUUCCACAUUCCAAUAGAUGUUAUUUCAUUGUCCAAAACAAAGUGAAUUGGACGAGUGCUGUAUCUGCGUGUCAGACUGCGUAUCCAGGAGCGUCUCUAGCAACCAUCAGCAGUCUUCAGGAACAAUUAUUUUUGAAUUCGAUGCUGUAUGAUAAAGAUCCCAGACUGACCCUCUGGAUUGGUCUCAAUGAUCUGCGUCAGUCACGCAGGUUCUACUGGGCAGACAACUCUCCUCUGACGUUCGUCAACUGGUACAAAGGAGAACCUAACAACGCACCUGACGGCUCCAACGUCAAGUGGAACUCGGAGCGUUGUGUGGAAAUGUACGCCUCCAGCAGCGCGGCUGGUCAAUGGAAUGAUAAACAAUGUGGCGCACUGCGAAAUUUUGUUUGUCAACAACAUCGACAGUCCGGUGUGGCUGUAACUUCCGUUCAGGGAGCUUGUCCCUCGGGAUUUUCUGCAUUCGGAGCUAGUUGUUAUCGAUAUUUCCCGCCAAAUGGUGCUGCUGGCUCCUGGGCGCAGGCGCAACAAGUGUGUCAGCAGAACAGUGCGCAGCUAGUGGUGAUGAGCAGUGUGUAUGAGGAUGGAUUCGUUCAGUCUCUGGCGGGAGACCUUGCUCCUAACGGAUAUUGGAUAGGAAUGGCGGACAAGACCUCUUCUGGUACAUAUACGUGGGUACAAUCUGGCUGGCCAGUCACCUACACAAAUUGGGGGGCUGGGGAGCCGACAAAGGGGGCCGGCGAGGGAUGCGUUGCAAUCAUGAAUCACAAAUGGAACGAUACACAAUGUAACCAACAGUUGGGAUUUGUCUGUCACAUCAACAACAACACACCACUUCCAACUCCUCCACAGUCCUCAUUAAGCUGUGACGGGUCUGCUCCUAUUGCUGUUGGAGAAGGCUGUUACUAUAUAUCAGGCUUCAAAACAAAGACCUGGCCCGAGGCUAGCUACAUGUGUGAGAGAAUGGGCAUGGAACUGGCCAGUUUUCACUCUCUAGCUGAAAUGAAUGUUAUUCUCCAAAGAUUCCAGAAUUAUCAAGCACAGCCAGGAGAAACAGCUCCAAGAUUUGCCGAAAAUAUCUGGUUAGGAAUGACCAAGGGAUUCUCAGACGGAUUCCAGUGGAAGGACGGAUCCGCUGUCAAUUUCCUGAACUGGGACAAAGGAGAGCCCUCUGACGCAAUGAGUUCCUCUCAGGAGGAAUGUGUGGAGAUGUACACCAACAGCGGAAAAUGGAAUGAUGUCACAUGCUUCACCAAACGGAGAUACGUCUGCAAGAAAGCAGCGCAGAUGAGUACUGUAGGGUUCAAGCUGACAAGUGGAAAUCUUCCUCCACUGAAUCCGAAUCCAGGUACAACAGGAUACAAUCCAUGGGCAUCUCUGCCAACCACAAAUUUCCCAACCAACCGAAUCACUCCCAGUCGACAGACCCUCCAACCUCUCACUCAGCCACAGGGAGUAGGAAACCCAAAGGCAGCCCCUCAACAACAGACUUCAACGUCAAGUAGCGGUUUGUCCGCAGGGGGACUGGCAGGUCUGCUAGUUGCCAUCAUCUUUAUUUUGGGGCUUUUUGCCUUUGGAAUCAUAUUCCUUAAAAGAAGACAGUUUCCGGCAGGUAGUGCUGGCCAGGGGGUCGGGGGAUUCGAGAACGCAAUGUAUUACUCGUCAGAGGGCGCUGUAAAUAUGAAGAAUAAGAGCAAAGAGGAGGACGCAUGAUUCACAUUAUAUGAUAAUAAUGCAACCUUAUGCGCAAUAAAGCAACCAUUUUGUGAAAUUCACAAGAGACAAUGCAUUG
Messenger RNA from Saccostrea echinata, 5845 nucleotides. Its product is annotated as macrophage mannose receptor 1-like. The transcript is spliced from 41 exons. The record is from RefSeq and is a predicted model, not a curated record. NCBI's taxonomy places the organism in Eukaryota, Metazoa, Mollusca, Bivalvia, Ostreida, Ostreidae. The coding region runs from base 1 to 5766 and encodes 1921 amino acids. Gene Ontology annotation, molecular function: signaling receptor activity.